AUGACGGAAAAUCUUGAGUGUGAGUUUUUUCUUGUUGCUUAAAGUAAUUUUUCUGAGCAACCCAGAACACUCUUUACUCUAAACAGUUAUUGCAGUGUCCGUUGUAAUUCAGUCUGAAGUUAAUGACGAACCUGAAGCUAAGUUGUCCUAAUUAGGCUUGUCAGAUUUAAUUAGUAUUUUUUGCAUACGUCCCAGUUAAAUAUGAUCAGCCUAAACAAAAUGCCACAAAUACACGUCAAAAUAAGAGUAGUAUGUGUGCACGUUUUUGAAUAAACACACCACCAACACAGGUGCCAGCUAAAAGCCUACUUGUAUAGUUACCUAUUUUCGGCCAAUACAUGUGUCGUUACAACCGUCGAGAAUUGUGAUUUUGAUCGUGUGUCCCACGGCACAGCAUGACAGUUUUGUUUCCUCCAACAUCUCCAUAGGAAAUUGCAACAUAAAACGUCUACUUAGUCAUCAUCUUUUUUUCCAAAACAGGCGGCGUACUAAACUAAUAUGCAAAGCAAAGCAAAGGGAAUCGUAUCGAUUAAAUGCGUUUUGGCGUAUUCUAGCAAUCCACAUAUUUUACUGAUUGCGCUGUUCUUGUUCCUUUUAUUUUCAGGCCUCCGAACUUGCGAAAAUGACCUCAAAGAACGUCUUCGUGUUAUUAAUCGACAGAUUGACACACUCUCUCAAGAGAGGGAAACAAUAAGACAGCAACUUGAACAGGUGAGGCUGUUAAUGCCUGUGUGCUUUGGCUACUGAAUAUUGUAUUUUUAAAGAGCCCGAAAUCUCCGUAAAUUAGGAAGCAUCGAGUCUUUUUAUUUAUUUUGUGAUCCCCCUGUGGUGAGUUUUACGAUUUCUGCCGCAGAAUAUUUUGGAGGCCCCACUGCUUGGCCGUAAAUUCGUAGCAGGUAGCGAAUUCCCGGCUUUACUCUUCCCAUUAUUGGAUCUCUUUCUAGUAGUAUACGUUACGUUCACUUUAGCAUUCAGGGAACCCACAUUUACAUGCUGUUGUAAUAUCUUUACGGUCGAGCCAUGUUCUAACAUUAUUCCAUACGCAAUCAUAUCCCGACUUCCAGGUAACUACUAUGUCAGUCUAUUUCAAGAGGAAUCGCAAGAACGACAUGCUUUUCCCUUCUUCGAUGACACGGUUAAAUUUGCUAUAUCUUAUAGAGAAGUUUUUUCGGAGAUUUGCUUUCUUGUUGCAGGGGGCGGUCUUCCUAAAAUUUUUUUUUUAAAUCGCAACAUUUAGAUUCUUUAGUUUUACACCUCAUGCACGUUUUGCAAAACGCGAGCCACGUUCCUACACUUCCAAAUUGUUCGACAUGCACGCUGUUGACAGUUUUUUUACAGAAAUGCAUCAUAUGCCUGGAAAGUGGAGCUAGGAACGUCCGCACUUACAUUAAAGCACACAUUUAAAGACUUCAUACAAUUCUGAAUAUUCUUCGAAACCAAACUACUGGAUUCCUUUGAAUGCUAAUUUUCAAAAAGGCGCAUUUUAACGCAAAAAUAUUGUUGAAGUUGUAAAUUUUCUAAUUAAGUCGUGAGGGGCUGAAUGCUGUGUAUGUAUUACUGUGGGACAGUGUCCCAUAAGUAUUAAUAAUUACACAUCACCGCUGUAUCCCCCUUUGCUUGAAAACGUACCGGGACACCUUAUCGCUUUUGAGAACUCCGCACUUCUACAAUGAUUUUUGAUCAUCUACCACAGUGACUCAUUGCUGUAUUUUUUGCGGAGCCCCUCCAUUAAUUCGUUGUCUUACGAAUCGUUUGGAUUGGGGAGGAGCACCGCCACCAAAAUAUCCUAAAUCAGAAAGGACGUUACCACAAAGCUCCUCAUAACUUGGUGGGUUUCAUAACAUUUGAAGAAGCCAACGAAUACGUGGCUAAACCAAUGCCUGUUGCGGCGUAACUGCACAUCAACAGUUUGAGAUUCUUAGUGAAAAUGCGCGACCGCCAAGUGCACCGAAUAUGGCCCCCCACACACAGCAACAGCACUGUUGUACAACCCGAACGGAUUAAUCUGUUGUCAGGGCGAUCACAGAACCUAGGAUAUCAGGUCUGCUUUAUUAUGUCUUCCCCGCAUCUGCCCGGCGAGAUUAUUUUAGGAAUCAAAGACCGGUUAUCCUUGCCUUUUCCUGCUUUUCAUGUUUGAGCUCUGUCGCUAGCCAUUAGCAGUUUUCGGUCCAUCUUACCUGGAGCGUCAUGGCCCUUGUAGCCAACAACGAGGCACCAAUGUAGUUCAUAUAGCAAAUAAUCUUGUGCCUCUAGAGAGCCCUCCGCUGGAUCGCAAUACCACGAUUUUCCUGAGCGCCUUUUAGACAUCGGGUAGUUUUACUUCAAAGUUUGUUAUGGCCAUGUCGCGCGAGUCGUGGGGUCUUGCUCGAAUUUAGGGUAGAUUAAGUUGCCAACAAUCCGUUACCUGCUCUUGACCUUUGUCACCCAUUCGGAGCUUGUUUACUUCUGGAAGCCAAUAGACCGGCGUGCGCCCAUUUCUGAUAGAAAAGUUCCAAUGUCUGCAUGCCUCGUUCAGUGCAAUCGUGCCGCGUCGUUCGCAAAACACGUAGCUGCGCUCUCAUAGUCAGAAACCUUAUGACCGUUGAUGGUGACACUACACACUGCACGGUCGCUCAAAGUGGUCUCUUCUCCCAACCACCGAUCACAGAGCCACGGACUACGCCGGUUCGCAUUGCCAUAGUGACCGGUACACUUUACACCUGCCCUCGUGCCGACUAGUCCUCGUCCGCCUCGUCUUCAUAGGAACUCUAUCGCAUGGCUUUCUGUAUUCAUAAAAUCGUACUUAACGGAGAACUGAACUGAGCGUGUUGCACCGAUCAGGUGUCUCUUCAGCUGGUCGAGAUUAGGUUUCUUUGUUAUUUCUCGCCAGUAAACUACUGACUCACUGAUAAUACUUCAUAGAAGACGUCGCAUUCGUCGAGCCCAAACGGAUGGCAUUUGGAGGCAAAAGCAUUUACUUAAAUAAAAAUGAGGUCCACCUUUUCUGUAACGUUGAACAGGUUUACUUAAAGUCGGUUACUGUGUUUGGAUAAACAUGAUCCACAAACCGCAUGCUAAAAACUCGCAGACACUGGACCCAGUGGCAACCGUACAAAUUCAGGCGUAGCAUCCUUUCCUGAGCGGGGUGGCGUGCAGUAGGACAAGUUACACUAGAAGAGGUGAGGGGCGACAUAGAACGCGGGUGCCCUUUUGGGCUUAUUCUGCCUUUAUUCGGCCAAUCAUAAUCCCCGACCACCAGCUGGGACCAGAAGCACAAACGUGCGCUCACACAGCACUGGGUCAUGAGCCCUUCAUCGAACCGAAGCUCAUCAUUGCCUCGCCCGACUGGGUAUUUAUUCAAUCAGGAAUGGGCGCACACCGAUCUAUUGGCUCUCCAAAGCAAACAAGCUCCGUAUGCGUGGCGAAGGUCACGAACAGGCAACCAAUUGCCAGACCGAAGUCGGUCAGUAAAGAGGCUGGCAGGUGGCGAGGCACUGGUGAACUUCAGUUCGAUGAAGUGCUUAUGACCCAUCAGCGAGACUCCGUUUGUGAAUCAUCUGCGCGGCGUACGAGCGCACGUUUGUGUUUCUGGCCCCAGCUGGUGGUCAGGGUUAUGAUUGGUUGAGUGAAGGCAGAAUCAGUCAGAAACAGUACUGUACCAAUCUACCCGCAUCCUUUGUCGUCCGUCCCCCUCGGCUAUUUUAGCUUGGCCGACUUUGUCCUGUCAUUUGGUUACCUGCUCGUGACCUUUGACGCUCAUACGGAGCCUGUUUGCUUCUGGAAGUCAGUGGACUGGUGUGCGCCCAAUUCUGAUUGGCAGGUUUCAACCUCUACAUGCCUCUUUCAGUGCAACCGUUGACUUGUUGGUCGAUUAAUUUGUCAGUAAUUUGUGAGUAUAAUUAGGUUUUAAAAAUGUUUCUGAUUAUGAGAUUUUUUAAGACCGCGCAAUGUCCAUUCAUAAAGCAUCGUACCUGUCCGUUUACCACUGCCGCUCAUGAAAUGUGCAUCAUAGUCCGCAUCCAUUGCACAAUUUUGUGGACUCCAUAUGAUAUCUUUUUAAAUGCAUAAAAGACUGUGAUUUUCUUUAUGUGGAGCGCAUGCACCUUGUAGGCUGAAAUCACUAAGCGCUAAUGCAACGACUGAUCGGGCUCCAAAUAAUUCUGCAAUUGAAAAACUUUUUUAAGACUUACUUGUACUUGCGUCGUUUGGGCAACCAGUAGCCUAGCUCUCAUGGUCAGGACCCUUUUUGCUGCUGAUGUUGACAUCACACACUGCACGGGGAUCUAGCAUGAGGCAGUUUUGUAGAGAUAAGUCACUUCAAAUAGGUUUAUGUGCCUUUAUUAAACGAGUUAAGGGUUUUAUUUGUCAGAGUCAUUUUGUGAGAGAACUCGUCUUAAAACCUUUCCCCUUAAACCGUAGACUAGUUUAGUUCAGAAGAUGAUGAACUUUAAUGAGUCUUAGUUUCUAAAUCCGGACUGACUUUUUGCAUUAUUAAGGUCUCCAGGGUCAUGUGUAAGCAUGUUUUCUGAAAACGUUUUCAUCCGCUUUUUAUGUUUUUUACAGAAUCAUCCGGAGCCGCACAAAGUGAUGAAGUGUAUGUACAGUAAGUGACCGAUCUCAUGAAAUGUUGGCUGAAUUUCUGAAAUGCGUUUUUACUUACGAAGGAUUACUUAGGGGCGGUUGUAAUACUAAUCAUCCUGCGACAUAAUCCUACAAUAUUUCGGACCCGGCAGGAUGUCACCUAUUGAAUACCCUGCUCUUCAAACUGCCAUGGCAACCGUACUCGGUAAAAAGUGACUACUGAAGUAGCAUCAAUUCGUCCCAUUGGUUUUCGAUGGUCUUGCAAAUUCAAAUAUGUUUUAUAGAAACCCCGAACAAAAGUACGCUUUCUUUCGGUCAUUUGAUAAGGAACCACGUAAUCUUGAUAUUUGAUGCUCGAAGAAUGAGUAUAAUUAGGUUUUAAAAAUGUUUCUGAUUAUGAGAUUUUUUAAGACCGCGCAAUGUCCAUUCAUAAAGCAUCGUACCUGUCCGUUUACCACUGCCGCUCAUGAAAUGUGCAUCAUAGUCCGCAUCCAUUGCACAAUUUUGUGGACUCCAUAUGAUAUCUUUUUAAAUGCAUAAAAGACUGUGAUUUUCUUUAUGUGGAGCGCAUGCACCUUGUAGGCUGAAAUCACUAAGCGCUAAUGCAACGACUGAUCGGGCUCCAAAUAAUUCUGCAAUUGAAAAACUUUUUUAAGACUUAAUUAUACUCAUUCUUCGAGUAUAAAAUAUAAAGAUGAUGUGGUUUUCUAUCCAACGCCUGAAAGAAAGCUUACUUUUGUUCGGGGUUUCUAUAAAACAUAUUUGAAUUUGCAAGACCAUCGAAAACCAAUGGGACAAACUGAUGCUACUUCAGUAGUCAUUUUUACCGAGUACGGUUACCAUGGGAGUUUGAAGAGCAGGGUAUUCAACUAUUGACAUCCUGCCGAGUCCGAAAUAUUAUAGGAUUAUGUCGCUGACUGACUAGUAUUACAACUGCCCCUAAGUAAUGCUUCCUAAGUAAGAACGCAUUUCAGAAUUUUAGCCAACAUUUCAUGAGAUCUGUCACUCACUGUAUGCGGACAAGUUGGCCUGCUCUGUAAACUAGACUAACAUCCCCUAUUUUACUGCCGGAUUUUGGGGCAACUGUCUGGAAGUACCCAAUUUACGAGUUUUCCGACAGCAAUUUCCUUCCAAAGGAUCCUGAAACCUUAACUUUAUACAGAUCCUUCUGAACGUCGUAUGACAAUAGCCUAGAUAUUUGAAAUUCAGGUAUUGCUUUCUAGGGAGAGAUCGUUACAGGUAGCCGGGGAGACUCACCGGGAGGCCUACGAUGUUUGAACUUGCAUCCCUUGUUUUCUGUUAAUGUUCCUGUCAGAGACUCAAGGAGCUUUUCACUCCCCCCCACCCCCCAAAAUAUUAGCUUGAGAAAGUAGAGCUAGCGAUGGUAGGGCGCAGUUCAAGAAGUCACCUUUGUGGUUCCUGUCUUUGUUCGUCCUCACUGAACACUCUGUUCACAUACAAUUGUUUGUGCCAAAUAAUUUUACCUUGCUGCUCCUAAAAACAUCACCUUUUUGUUGCCUUUACUCAGGUCAAACACCGUAUUGCUUUGUCAAAACUUGAUCAUGCUACAAACUCGGAGAAUACUUCACACUAUUCUUGUGAGAACACUUUUCCCUGGUCAGCCGAAGUGAAUCGCGUGAGGCAGGAGGUGUUUAAAAUUCAGGCCUUCAGAUCACUUCAACUUCUGGCCAUUAAUGCCUAUCUCGAUGGUCGAGACGUAAUACUCGUCAUGCCCACUGGUAAGCACUCGUCCGCACCCUUCUUUUGCAAUCUGUUUGGACCUUCUGACGGGUCUGUGGGGAUAAUUUUUCCGCACUGGAAACCCGGGAUUCACAAAGGUGAGACUAAAUAUAGCAGUUAAUAGCCAAGGGAAGUUCAUAAAGUACAGGAUACAGGGAAGAAUAACAGCCUCGCUCAGAUGCGCUGAACCAAAACGGGAGUCAGACUGACUCACGGUACGUGUUUAUCAGGCCGCGCUGAGCCCAUGACUACUGCCGUACAUGCGUGUGACAUGCUUUUUAGCGGUAGGUCGUCGCCCCCAACGGACUGCGCUGCAGUUGUGCUGGACAAAGACGGGAGCCAGCCUGUAUCAGGGCCCACGUUAAUCGGACCGGCCGGGGGGGGGGGUGUUGGCACGUCCAGGCGUAGACCCUGACGCCGCGUCAGCUACUGCGCCAAAUCCCACCAGUUGCUGGUUGGCAGACCAGGACGGUCGAAUGGUGCAUGGGUGAGUGAAGAGGGGGUAAAGCCGACACCAAAGAAUCCACCCUCCGGACACAUCAGCGCAUUUCCCGCUACCAUAAAUCUUACUCGGAUAAGUCUAUCAGGAAUCGCUAAGGGUCCUGGCCUGGAAGGUUGCCAAAUGAUCGGACAAUUCAGUCCUUAUAAGGACUGCGAGUUGGGCUGUAAUGGCUCCUCGCUGUAGCCUCUAUGGCGCUCUCACUCCUAUGAGACUCGAGUUGCCCUUUAAAGUUGCCCGAUAUGUUUUGGGGACCAGAUCGUUUGUGUGGUACGCGUAGACGGGUUGUACUUAGCCGUGUCAGCCAUUGCGCCCGAGUCAACCUCCGGUCGUUUUGACCGUGUCUUGCAGUCAGAGCUUGAUAAGUAAGGGGGGGGGGGGGCAGAUGCGACAGAUGCCGCGCAAAAAUAUACCAUUUGGAGUCCUCUCAUUAUUUAUUACGCCUAAAUAUAUUGGUCCAUCAUCACAAAACCAUCUCAUGAUGAAGGAGACACGAUCUCUGGGACAAGAGCUUUAUUAGCCUGACGUUUCGGAUUCCUGCUCGAAUCCAUCCUCAGAGACAAAAAAGCAGAAACGGGUGGUUGUUGCACAAGGGGCUGCGGUAUUUAUAGGAUGCAGUAGCCAUGCUACCACAUACCUAUGAGCAGUAUAUUUGGGCAAAACCAUCUCAGUCAAAUGGAGAUCAAGGGCCUGUCUAAAAUAUGUCUAUAUUUUAACAUCGUGUGAAUUGUUUGGUGUAAGCACCAUGCAACCAUGUGCAUUUCAAAAGUAUUUUAGUAAGUCUUACAAAAAAUGAGUGCUUGUUUUCAUAGUCGUGUUGUUCAAAGGACUUGACUCAAUUCGAAAGAACUGUGGCUCUUUUAUAUUCCGUAAGCCAUUCCAAGCGGAGUUCUCUGUUCUAGUUUACCCGAGUUCUGUAUUUAGUUGAAACAUCUGACGGAAAAACAACAACGUUUGCCUUGCUACUUUAAUUGCCUAGGUAGCUUGGGUAAUUGUCUCUUUUUAAUUUCCUCAAAAAUUAUCUACGAGGUUGGAGUAGAUCAGUUUAUUCAAGGUCUGUAGGCUCAGACCGAGAUUUUCAUGUAUGAAUAUUUGGGCCGAAGUCCAUCAGCCACAGCGGGUAACCGUGUAAUAUUCAGUAAUUACCGACAGGCAGUCAGUAGUGUACUUUAGGAUAGGGUGAUACCAUACUAGGGAAUGCUGCGGGACCCACUGACGAGCCGAACUCCCCACAACUGCGCCAUGCAGCGGCUGAAUAUCGGCGAAACACGCGUGUAUGAGCUUUUAGCUAGUACCUCUGCUGUUAGUAUGGUAUCAUCUUACCCUGAAAUAGCUUGGGCAAGUUACCAGUACAUUGCUAAUAGGGGUUAUCGGCUUGGUUAAGGUUGGGGUGAAGGUUAGGGCUGGGGUUUGGUGGCCGUACUGCUAGCCCUAACUUCUAACUUUAAUCCAACCCGGUGUUUACUGAAACAGGGCCAGAUAAACACGUUACGUGUUCUAGGUGGCACCAUAUGUUGUCGAUCACAGCGUCACAGGUACUUGCAUAUCCCUCACUACCUUCGCAAAGUACUCAGUUAUUAUUUUGCACGAUUUUACAGGGUGUUCUUUUACCAUUUUUUUGCUGCGUACCUUGGUUGCGGACUCACCACUGCUGCCAAUGACAGUCGCCAAUUGCCCACGGGGCUACUGCAGCACUGUCAUUGGCUUCCUACAUAAGGUACCGCGCAGUUCUGUCAACGCAUGAUGCGUCUACAUAAACACCGGCGAUCGCGUGCAUUUUCUUCUACUUUUCCGCACUCAGGCCAGUUCUAGUGUUUCCACCCGUGCAACUCCGAUUACCACCAAAUUCAAGUUGCCAGUAUCUCAACAGUCGGUUGUAGGCCGUUGUUGCAUCAAGUUGGUUUGGUCUUUGUUUUGCGUUCAUUUUUGGGUAAGGUGUUCUUUUUACCGCCCGAUAAGUAAUACUUUGGGAGCACUUUAUCAAAGCCAUGUCUGAGCACGCAGUUAACUACACUAUAUGGCACGAGAUCAAGUACCCGCCGUAUUACUAGUGACUUUGCGCCAGAUUCCAGAUGGUUAGGGUUGGAGUUAGGAGAGUCAGGGUAAGAGUUAGGACACGGGAAUGGAUACCCUUCCUGGAAUUUAUUACAAGACCAUCUGCAAUAUUGGUUGGGGGGAGGGGGGGGGUACUUAUUCUGGCGUCCAACCAGCUACCCUACUGGAAUGUUGAACAUAUUCAAGUCCCAAAAGCCGGUUCUUCCGCUCCACGCGAGAAGGACUACCACUGUCUUGAGGGUGCAGUGCUGACUUACGUGUGAGAUAGGCCAUAGAAAAGAAAACUUCAGUUUUUCCAUGCCAGCCAUGUUCCAAUAGUAAGAGGAAGUCGCGGACGCGAUAGCUUAUGAGGCAGAAGCUACGUUUACGCGUAUCACACAGGUUUAUGUCUUCCGAUGUUCUUAACGUGUUUUAAGUAGACUAGCAAUUGUUUAAGGGUAUUUUUUCCAAUAUUGAUUUACCUUGUCACAGCCUGUUUGGUGACACAGGUGUUGCCUGGGUGAGAACGAUACUGUGCAUGCCGCCGACUUCUAUCUUUCCCUGUGGUCGCAGGUGCCGGAAAAAGUCUGGUCUACCAAUGUCCCUCCCUACUCACCACGCCCGAGUACCGCUCUCAGUUUACACUGGUUGUUAGUCCGCUGGUCUCCUUGAUGACGGAUCAGGCCCUGAACCUGCAGCGCCUGGGCAUUCCACCGUCCGCGAUAGCUGUCCUGGACUCCAGCACCCCCCCUCCAACACAGCAGAAAAUUCUCCUGGACAUCUGUGGAGAUGGUACUGAGAAGGUGUGUCUGCAAUGCCACUGCUUCACAUUUCGGGGACGGAGGAGCAGUAGGCUCUAAAUCCUCCCCUCCACUCCCACCACGGUUUACACAUAUAAAGUUCCUUUCUCUAAACGGAAGCGAGUAUAAGCCCACAGAAGCCGAAGUAAGCAACAUAAUGAAAAGAGGUUGGGAAUUUGUUUAUCAUCCACUCAGUUCAGAAUAUUCAAGGCAACUCUAGGUAUGCGCCUUUGAAGUUCCUAUUUGUUAUAACCAAUGAAUGUAUGUUAAAGAAUUCAGGAAAAAAAGCAUGAAAUACGUAUAAAAAAGGUCAAAACCUUACGGAAGCACGCGACUAUCCCAACCAUUAGUAGCACCGAUAUAUAUAUAUAUAUAUAUAUAUAUAUAUAUAUUGGAAAGGUAAUACCGACAAAGACAAGGGAGACCGGAAUGGCCAUUUCUGGCUUAUUAGCCGUCAUCAGCCAGUCAUACCCAACCCCAAGUGUGGAUCACUUGAGAUUCGAACCCGGGAUCUUUGGUCAUGGAGUUGAACGCUCUACCAUUGAGCCACGGGCCCGUUGUCCUGUCGGUUGUGAUCGGGAAUAUUAAUUAUGAUAGUGGGCGCUCACCAGAAAUGGCCAUUCCGGUCUCCCUUGUCUUUGUCGGUAUUACCUUUCCAACAUAUAUCACUAGUCGCUGUGCGACUGCCUGCGAGGGUUUAAGUAUGAGCCCCAAGGCACAACGGAACGAGCAUGUUCCGUAACCUGAUCGGUGAGCGCCCACUAUCAUAAUAUAUAUAUAUAUAUAUAUAUAUAUAUAUAUAUAUACAUAUAUAUAUAUAUACAUACACAUUAGUUAGCGCGCAAAACAGUAUUCAGUUCAUGUACGAGUAUGCUGCAGGGAAUGGUACGAUGUCAGUUGUAGUCAAGUGCUAACACGAGCGCCAGCGGUUUUGUACAAUGAGGUACGAGGUAGAAAAUAAACGCUACUGAAAACUUCGCAGUAGUAUCCGAAACAGCGAUUUGUGGUUUGUUCGGGGCAUCAGAACAACUUUGCCCGGACAGGUAGAGUAUUCCCUGCUCCAAUCACUCCAUUGGAGAGCAAUUUCCGCGUGUUCGGCCUGACUCCAAUCACACAUACUUUGGAUGGAUGCCUUCGCAGGUUCGCUGUGAUUUCAGACUCCCGGUACGAGUCAGCAGUCCUGACUACACUGCGGAACAACUGCAUCAGCUCCCCGAGUAGCAUACAGAUAAGAAAACUUUGUAUCGCGGGCUAGUGCGCCCCGUCAGUUGACCAGUUUGGUUGUGCGCCUCUUCAAACUUUUUCGAGAACGCUCUGGCCUUUGGAGAUCCAAAGUCUUCAGGUCUGGAUGGUUAACUCCAGUUGCGACCACGAAAACGUUCCAAAAAUUCUAGCAAAGCAGUCUUUGUCAACUGUUGCGAAUGCCGACUUUGGAAGAUACAGGACUGGCAUUGAGGACUUGAGUACCUUUGAGCAGCUCAGCGAUAAAUUAGGCGAAUUCAUGAUUCGUACACCGAAGCGCUCCUGAGUGCCCAUUUCUUAAACUCGAUAACGACUGCAUACACCAUAUUCCCGCCAUCAGCUGCUCCAAUUCAGCGUUCUAAACAAUAGAGCAAGUUUGUCACACAAGAACUGGGUCGGUUGUCAACGUUCGGGGAAGUCAACUGCACCAUAUUACAGGUGACCUUGCAUUAAAUUUUAGCCAAAGUUAGAGGUCAGGGUCAGGACUGGAAGGGUUGGGGUAAGUUUCAUGAGGGUUGGUGUUGGGGUUAGGGCCAGGGUAAGCGUUAGGGUUAAGGUCAAUGUUAGGGCACCGGAAUAGGAACCUCGGGAAUUUAGCACGAGGCCACCUGUAAUAAUAGGCGGGGAGGUCCAUAUUCUUGUGUCUGACCGAUGUAGGUAGUCGCCGCAGAUUUGCCGCUAGUGCCCACAACAACUUACUUAAGUUCUUUUUCGGUAGGAUAUUUUCUUUAGAUGUGUUCAUUAUAUGCAAAGCCCGUCUCUAACACGUGGAAGGAUACAAGGUCACAUUCUUCUCUUUUGAGAUUUGUGGAUUGAUUACUGAAAAAUGGUAUUUCUGGUUAGAAUUUGGGAAAAAAUCCUUCAGGCAGGUUCGUUGGUGAGAAACCAUCAAAGAACCUGAUGACUGCGUCUAGAUCGGCCCAUCAUUGUGCACCAGUUUGCAUUCGAUCGACCUACUGACCUAGUUGUGGCGUCGGGAUUUUUAACCGCAAACUUUAAUGGUGUUCUCUUUGUAACAUGUAGGGGCGCCUUAUCUAACAUGCACACCCGAAUGCCCCAUAACUUAGUGCACCAGCAACGCGAUAACCUUUAAGUCGUCUCAGAAGUUGAGUCAUCCACUCGGUAUCGGAGUCUUGUUUAAGGCUCUAUCAUCUUCUCUGCAGCGCACGUCAGACGGUGAAAGUGCAGUCUCACAAGUUCGAACUCCGAACUCUCAUUACUGGUUUACAGGUUAUUGAAUGUAUUCGCUUAUCCGUGUGAUUUGCUUUGUCCCCUGUGUAAGGCACGGGAGUGAGUGCUCUCCUGUGUUACGGGUAGUCUUGCGCUGAAUCUCCGAGGGGGUUAGAAGUAGGACGCAGGGAUAUGUACAGUAGGUGGGCUUACUCAUGAAAUGUCCACCGAAAUUUCGAAAUGCGUUCUCGUUUCUAAAAGACUAAUUAAGUAUGGUUGUAAAACUAAUCAACUUGCAGUAUGAUUCUAUAAUGAUCCCGUUACCUCAGGGUGCCUUCUUUCGAACGAACUUAUUUGCGACUGCAUGCAAGAACUAUACUCUGCAAAAAUGACUACUUAAGUGGCAUGCAAUUUUCUCACUGAUUUUCGAUGUCCCUAAAUGUCCAAUUAUAUUUUAUGGAAAACAUGAAUGAAAAUAUCCAUUCUUCCGCUCAUUCGGUAGAAAAUUACGUCUUUCAAUUUUAUACUCGAAGGGGGAGUAUGAUUAGGUUUUAAAAAACUCCUCUAAUUCCCGAAUAAUGUUGAACCAGACCUACUGUUAUAAUUGCAUUCAGGGUUCCAAACCUACAGGCCGUAUCUUUUCCGUGUACGGAAAACCAUCCAUUUCUCUACGUUAUUAAGAGGAGGCCAUAUGGGGUUCACAAAAUUAAGCAGUCGAUUUGAGCAAUAUUGUUCACUUUACAUGCCACAUUGCUAAAUGCUGAUACAUGACGUUUUAUGGGCGGCCAUUCCAAGGUAUUAAAAAUCGCACAAUUUGGGACUUUUACAAAUCGAAUUAUACCCCUUCUUCAAGUAUAAAACUGAAAGAAGACGUUAUUUUCUACCGAAUAAAUAAAAGAAUGGAUAUUUUUAUGCAUUUUUUUCAUGAAAUAUAAUUGAACUCUUAAGGGCAUCAAAAUCAGUAAGAAAAUUGCAUGCUACUUAAGUCGUCAUUUUUGCAGAGUAUAGUUCAUGCAUGCAGUCGCAAAUAAGUUCGUUCGAAAGAAGGCAGCCUGAGGUAACUGGAUCAUUAAAGAAUUAUGUUGGACGGUGAUUAGUUUUACAACCAUAAUUAAUUUUUUCGAAACGAGAACGCAUUUCGAAAUUUCGGUUGACAUUUCAUGAGCUAGCCCACCUAAUGUACUCCUUGGAACUCAACGCAAGGCCACCGGCAGUACGGGGGAGAUGAUUGUUCUCAUGUUCAACCGCGCUUUAUUUUUGGAUAUAAUCCCGAAUAAUUCAAAAGUCAAUCUUGACAACCUUGCAAAUCACUAGGAAGACCUCUGUGGAGUCCACACGAUGGUCUCUGUCUACCAUGUGCUCGAGGAUAGAGCUGCUGAUGUUCUUUAUUUGUCCCUUUCCUAACCAUGCUGAGAGGUGUUCAUUUAUUCUUUUGGAUAAACGCCGGCUCGUGGGACCAAUAUAUUCUGCCCCACAGGAGCAGGUGAAGGCGUAAAUAAACAUAGAGAUGGUCUCAGCUGGUAGUUUGUCAUUGUCCUCUCCGUAUAGGAUGGGACUAACGGAAACAGUACGUGGGUGUCAGCUGCUGGAAAGGUCCGUGAUACAGCCUGAAUAAGACUACAAAACCCUCCUUAUUACUCCAUGGGUAGUCUCGGCCGCCGGGCUAUUCUCAGAAAAUUUUCCGUAUGCCCAUUUUCAUAUCGAACAACCGACAUCCGGCCUGCCGUCUGUGUUAUUUCAUGCGAUUCCACCAAUCCAUUCCCCAUUUGUAUGCUUACAGCCGGUGCCUGUGUUUUCCCGCACUCGCAGCAGAAACACUCCGAAAUUCGGAUACUCUUUGUCACACCAGAGAAGUUGUCCAAAUCAAAGAGGCUGAUGAACAGGCUAGAGAAGGCGCACAGUCGUGGACGACUGGCUCGGAUUGCAAUUGAUGAAGUUCACUGUGUGAGCCAGUGGGGCAAUGACUUUCGACCCGAUUACAAAUUCCUCCACGUCCUCAAAACCCAGUUUCCCUCUGUUCCAUUCCUGGGCCUCACUGCCACUGCCUCCGCCGAGGUUGUGCUUGAUAUACAGAAGAUGCUUGGUUUGUCACAGGAUAACUGUCUUGUCCUACGAACUGGCUACAACAGGCCGAACCUGAACUACAAGGUAUGACUCCCUGCAUUCUGACUGACACUUCACUGUCCUUAGUGGUGCUGAUGUUGAAGGUCGAGGGGUUCGCCUCGAUACUUUGAUCCCCAUUCAACCACGUUCCUCUGUCCAUUUGACAGGUUAUCUUCCGGCCUGGGGCACCCACAGCAACAUAUCCGACCAUAAUUAAAUUACUGAAGACGGAAUUUGACGGCCAGUCGGGUAGGUGUUGUAUUCAUUCGUCCCAGUUUUGUCAACUAAUCUCUCCUGUGUGUGAAAUCCUGGUGUGUGUAUACAGUUAGUGACCUAACUCAUGAAAUUUGUCGAAAUUUACGAAUGAUUGCCAAUCACUCGCAAACCGACACCAUUUCAGGAGUCAAAUGUCUAUGUUAAUUAAGUACAAGUGCACUUAUGCCAGAGCAUUUUGGGUUCCAUUUUCUGCUUCCUAUUCCCUGCCCUUCAUAGGUCUCAUCUACUGCCUUUCCCAAAAAGACACGGAAGACUUGUCUGCGGCUCUCCAACAACAGGGCAUUGCCGCGGCUUUUUACCACGCAAACGUUGAUGCUGCGCAUCGAUCCGCCGUUCAUUCUAAAUGGAUUGACAAUCAGAUACUGGUGUGUCAGUCUACGCCCUUACUGCGUUUUCCUCUUCUCGUCGCGACAGCUCAAUAUUGGUUUCUAGUUUAGUACACCUACUGAACCGUUUUAAGUAGGAAUUUGAGACAAAUGAUAACUGGCUUCCACUGUGGCUCACAACCCCACCGCCUAAAACUUCCAAACACUUUAUCGAACGAUCCCCACUUACUUGGGUGUCAUAUAUAAGAGGGAGUAAAGUAAGAAAAAAAUUAUGCAGCAUAAAUAUGCUUGCUGCAUACGUCUUCAGGGUACGCUUUCGUUGAACAUUGCCUGCGCUUGCGUAUCCCUAGUAUUAACACUGUUUAAACCUUGGACGUUUGAUGUGCUUUUUCAGGCGAGGGUUUUUUUUACAAAUUGAGACCUAGGAGUGUCUUGAGGUCCUAAGUUAAGUCACAACCCAUGGACUAGGACCCGAAUGCUAUUGACUGGCCUGGCGCUAUUUUGUGGGGAUGCACACACGUGAGCUUUCUUUUGCUUUUCUAAAUGCGUGUGAAAAAACCAGGUAUGAAAUCUCGGUUUGCAGUACCAAUUUUUACAGGUCCCCGCGAGACCCAAAUCUUGCAUAACCAGGUGACACCUUUGGUCCUAAAAUUCUCUCGGUUGCCUGAUUGCCAGUAGUCCCCUUGAAAAACGCACGCAUCUUGUACUAAAAUUUCUCCGGAGUCGGAGUAAUUGCAUGUGUGAUACAGGAGCACACCCGAACCAUCUUCAUCUUCAGCGCUUUGGCAAGGCAAAUAUGUAGGCGCAGCCAUCGGCGUGGUUGGAGUAACAUUUCGAAAUUGGGGAAAAUAGUUUUUACUUAGGACAACACACGGGGGUCCUGUACCUGCGGCUACUAUUCCCCUCUAGAGGAGCAGGACGUUUAGUUCUGAACGCGUGAAAGUCGAAUUCAUGCACCUGGCAAGCACCAUCCCAAGUCUCAUCUGGAUUGAUGACGACAUUUCGGUUCUGAUCUCCCCGAUCACCUAGGCCUUUGAUGGGACACUCUGCUCAACACGAAAUUGGUCAGAUGCAGUCCCGCCGUUCUGAUUACGAUCUUUUACUGAGUCCGGACGUAGACAUUUUACCAAACUCGGACAAGAAGACUAAACGCCUUUCACUUUAAUUACCUCCUAGAUAAUAUUGAAGGGAAGGUGCGGCAAAGGAUGCUUGGCACCUAUGGUAUGUAGGAGCAAGUUAAACUGUAUUGGAGCGACCACAUGGGGAUGGUUGGCGACCGCCGAGACGGAGCGAGGGGCGUUCAAGACUUGACCGCGCCUACCAACAUCGCCAACACUCAACCCUCUCUGACAUGUCUGAAUCGUAAACUGACAUUAGGGCACGGAUUGGCCUCCUUUGGCAUCUUUGGGUCCACCGCAGUGUCAGCAUAAUCAACCUCCUUCUCAUAAACAAAACACCGUCACCAUCACCAUCGACAAUUCGACCGUGGUGACCGACGAUAUCCACCGGGAGCAGGCACGGUGAAGUCACCGCGUGAAUUAGUUUACAGUGAAAGUGGACUUGCGCAGCAUCUACGCAUUCCCUCCUCCUCCUCCUCCUCGUCGUCGUCCUCCUCCUCCUCCUCCUUCACCUGAGCCCGGUGUCAAGACAUGGUCAAGAAGACCGGUUGAGGGAGAGGACGCAAGUAGCUGACACGGUCGGAACAGCGCCUAGGCGUACCACCACACUCCCUAGUCCACAACAAACACUUGAUCACGCUUUUAUCCCACAACGAAAAUUGGGGAGGGGGGGUAGGAACCCCCAAUUGGCGCGACCUGAACGGACACCUGGUCCUGCCACUGCACCCCGAGUGUUGGCAUUUGUUAUGGGUGCGCAUUCCCGAUAACGCCUGCCAGAAACCUGUGCGGCCUCCGUGUUGGUCCAGCGCAUCUAUCACGUGGUUCCUUUUAGGGGUAUUCCGCCACAAUCAUCAUCAUCAUCAUCAUCAUCAUCAUCAUCAUCAUCAUCAUCAUCAUCAUCAUCAUCAUCAUCAUCAUCAUCAUCAUCAUCAUCAUCAUCAUCAUCAUCAUCAUCAUCAUCAUCAUCAUCAUCACCACUACCACCACCACCAUCAUCAUCCUCAUUAUCAUCACCAUCAUUUCUGUUAUCAACAUCAUCACCAGCGUUUCGGUUCUGGUUUGCCAUGACUUGAUAUCGUAAGACACCAAAACGACCGCUACCACAGUGAUCACCACCAGUGGCAGUAUAGACACACUGCCCACUUGUUCAUAUUGCAACCGCGCAUUCGAAUCACGUGGCGGCCCGGUCGACCACUCGCGAAUCUACCGUAUCAUGACUGGAGGAGCAGUGUUCGAUAUUUCGGCUGACCCCGUCAGUCACGCCUUCCGUGCUCACACUGUCUCGUGUCAUUCAGACGCCGCAUGGGUCUAUUCAACCAUCCGCGUUUACACGAAGACCAUCAGUAAGGUGACACAGCCCAGACCUCGCAUACGUCGACCCUUCUGCAAUCACGUAAACGCACUUAGGCUACGCAUGCACCUAUCCGACAACACACGCUUACAUGCCAUCUAUCAACGGAGCCUCACACACAGCUCUUAGAACGGCCUUGCGAUGCGAUUUGCCACCGUCGUCAAAGGGAUGUUGUGCAGCCCACUGAUGUAAGAGUUGUACUUUUAACGACGUCGGAUCUGAUUGGAGCGGGGGACCAGCAUGUGCGUCACACACGUAGGCGAGGGUUCUCACACCACGUCAGCCGUCAUUCGCAGUCUUAUUAUCAGUCGCCCGAUAGGCUUAAUACUGAUAAUAAUAAUAAUAAUCCCGACGCGUGUAACUCUACCAUGGGGCGUCGAAAGUUUUGACUUCAAAGGUUACGAAUUGGUGGGCUACCUUGGUCUUUCUCAUGAUCCCUUAGCCUGGCCUUUAUGCUACUCUCACGUGCAUGAGAUUGGAGACACCCGCCUGGACGAGGCCUUGUAAGCGCGAGACUGAUGAUUGAAUCCUGCAUAGCCCUCGUAAACGGGACGCUUCCACCUCCACCACUGGUCGUUUUGAACUCGCCUUCCCAUCGUAAGGCGAUGGGGUGGGAGGACAGAGCGAGGUAGAUGCAUCUCAAGUACGGUGGACAUCGUGGUCUGUGAUGGUCGAAACAUAAAUGGGAGGAGAGUGCAUACGCUUUUAUUUUUAAAGCAACGAAGAAGUCUCCAAAUACUACGAUUUAACUCAAACCAAAUGCUAAUAUGAAAAAGUCCAGUGGGCAGCACACGUUUUCGGUAAUUCAUCACCAGGUCCAUACAGUUGCACAAAAAAUGAAAAUAUGGCAAGUUGACAGGGUUUAUAGGUGUCUCGGGGGUUAUUGAAACACAUCGUUCCCAAGCCACCCACAUGGUGAUAUCGGCGUGUUGUGGUCAUUGGGGCAAUGGGGGGGGGGGGAAAUGACAUAGGCCGUGAGUGAUGUUUGUAAGUCGUUGUCAUCCAGGGAUUAGGGAGGCGUGCAAUCACCAUCUUGGGGCCGGUGCCGGCUACGGAAGACAGAACAACUGUGCCAACGUCUUCUGACAACGUACUGUUGGAUUUGCUAGCUGUAUAGCUACUGCCUCUGCCGUAGCUAGCACCAGUCGGCGUAGGCCUUUAAAGAAGUUUGCUCGUCUCCGGUAGACAACCGGAAAGGCUUCUUUGACAGCGACUGGGUGAUUCGUGCCAACAACAUGUGCAGGAAUAGAACUCGAAAUUGAUCUGUUUUCACCUCUGUCUAGCCAAGCCGGUAUGUUUUCACGUACCUCCUUUUAUAGGCGUCUCGUUGUUCGGCCACAGUAUCCUGUUCCACAGGAGCAAGUCAAUGAGUAAGCGCACAUCGAUGUGGCCUGCAACGGUAGCCGGUCUUUACUUCUCGACUGUAGAAAGGGAGAGUUCGUGAGGAAAAUGCGUAAGUUCACCGCAGGGAAAGCGUUCAUGAUAGUUGUCCUUAGUCGUCGUCUUACUAAUUCGCCCAGAAGAGGCAGUCUUGGCAGUAAGUCUUUCUUUUCUGCGGUUUCCGUGGUAGGCUUUGUAGUGUGCUUCCCAACCUUCCAGAAGGAUAACUUUCUUGGGGUAUCCGUUUUCGCGAAUUAUCUUCCGCAGGUGUUGGAGUUCUGUUUCAACAGUUUUAAGAGAACACAUACGCCACACUCUUGCCGUCAAUCCCUGGACCAAAACUGGAAAAACUAAUAUAUUCUCCUGUCCAGGCUUUCCUCCGGAAUACCCUAUGUUGAAUAGGUCCAUUCUCUUGUCCGCACAGAAUGACAUCGGGGAACGCAAUUUCGUUGUCUGCUCCGGACUUUGCAGAGGACUUUAGAGAUGGGUGCGCAUCCUUAAAUUUUUAGACCGGGGCAUCGUAGUUGCUGAAAUGACCACUUAUCGCUCGAACCCCAUUUUCUUAACGAAAGUGUCAGCGCACGGUUUCAGUCAGUCAAGUAUAAGCUUUUCGUGUUAAAGCGGAGUAACACCUAUUGGAUGGCGACCCAAACCUCAGAGCCUUCCUCGGUCAUGGAAGGGUCACUGAAACCACGCUAUUGCGUUGGUCCACAGUUUUUGUAUUUAGGUGUUCGGUCUCAUCAUUUUUAUUUUCUUUGGCCGCGCUUGUCUUUUUCUGGAUGAUUUCUUGCCUUAUGCUUAUUCUUCGUGUAAAGUGUAGAUUAAUGGUUUGUAUUGCAGCCCUCGAACUCCCCUUUCCUCACGUGUCGUAAGGCAGUCUGUGAAUGGAAUUAUUCAAUCGAAGCAAAUGCCGUUAUUUGUUCAUUGGCCUGGAGUCAUAGGUGUAAAGCACGAAGGAUAGUGUGGGAUGUCAUAUCCUGAAGAAUUGUCACAAGCAAACUACCACUGCCUUUGGGAGCUGGCGAGACCCUCGAAAAUUUGCUACUUUUGUUUAAUUUUAUCUCUCUUACUGACAGUAUUUGGUGAUAUUAGCAUGCUGAAAAUAAGCGUCGCCUCCACUGCCUGGCUAGAUGACAGUUCGACCGACGCUGUCCACCGUGUGCUGCACAGCAUUGUGAGAGCAGGCACGGUGACUUGCCCACGAAUAAAUUUAUAGUGAGAGUGGACUUGCGCAGCAUAUGCCGCACUCUCUCUUUCCCCACUCCCCGUCUGGGCCCGGUGUGAAGACAUAGUCAAGAAGACCGGAGCCGAGAUAGGCCGCAGGUGGCUAGCACGGCGAAAAACCACACCCAGGCCUGCCAACACACCUGAUCCACAGUGAACACUUGACCUUGAAGAAGGAGACACGAUCGCUGGGACAAGAGCUCUAUUAGCCUGACGUUUCGGAUUCUUGCUCGAACCCAUCAUCAGAGACAAAGCAGAUACGGGUGGUUCAUGCAUUAGGGGCUGCAGUAUUUGUAGAAUGCAGUAGCCAUGCUACCGCAUACCUAUGAAUAUUCACGGCUCCCUCCCCUUCAUCAGGCAUCGUUGCACGUGGCGUGAUAGCCGACAUUCGCGUCGUUAAUUGCUGCAAUUUCAUCACGCGCGUUGGAUGCUGGUGUGAUGAUUGCUCGACCAUCUGAUGCGCUGACCCUGGUGUUGGGAAAAGUGUUCACCUGUGCGCCUCCCGCGUGGCUAAUUACUCCGCUUAGGCGAAGUCUCAGCACGGAAUAUGGAAGGGGAAGGUCAUUGCACUUUUUAAUGGACUGGGGGCCAGUAAACCAUGACUCAAGCAGCUACCGGCUCACGCGGUUGUCACCUCUUGCAAGAAUUUCGGCCUCUUCGAAUUUGAAUGUGUGGCCGGAUCUCGUCGAAUGAGCCGCAACUUGAGAGCUGGCGUCAUUUCUCCGCACCGCUGCAGCGUGUUCGGCCAUUCGCGUUCGGAGCUGUCUUCCGGCUUCCCCGACGUAGUUGCUUUGUCCGCAUCUGCACCAGAUCCAGUUUACUGGCCACCAGUCAAUUAACAAGUGCAAUGAUCUUCCCAUUCCAUACUCGGUGCUGAGACUUCGCCUAAGCGGAGUAAUUAGCCAUGCCGGGAGCGCACAGGUGAACACUUUUCCCAACACCAGGGUCAGCGCAUCAGAUGGUCGAGCAAUCAUCACACCAGCAUCCAACGCGCGUAAUGAAAUUGCAGCAAUUAACGACGCGAAUGUCGGCUAUCUCGCCACGUGCAACGAUGCCUGAUGAAGGGGGGGGGGAGCCGUGAAUAUUCAUAGGUAUGCGGUAGCAUGGCUACUGCAUCCUAUAAAUACUACAACCUCUUGUGCAUGAACCACCCGUAUCUGCUGUUGUCUCUGAUGAUGGGUUCGAGCAGGAAUCCGAAACGUCAGGCUACUAAAGCUCUUGUCCCAACGAUCGUGUCUCCUUCUUCAAGACAACUUCCUGGGACUUGUCUCUUCGCUUUUAUUGGCAAACACUUGACCAGGAUUUGGACCAACGACAACACUACAUUGGGUCAAAAAGAGAAGUCUGACUGAGCAGUCAUACACACGACCUGUGUACCUAGCGGGAGCGCAAGCGCAUCUACUGGCAGGGAACUAUUUGCUAGAGAACUGUCAGGGCCUGCGAGUGUCAUGAUUUGGUGAAUCAUGGCAUAGCAGACGCACACAAUCCUUAGGACUAGAUACGUGCGCUAACACAGCGAGCAAUUAUUCGGUAGUUGGAUGCUGAUCCGGUGAUGCACACGUCUUGAUUGCGUUUGUGAAACGGGAGCUUGUUAGGCUUUAGGAUUACGAUGGAACUUGCUGCGGGCCUCGGACUUUUGUCUACUUGUGUUUCAUUCAACAGCCCAAGUAUCUGAAGCCAAAACUGUGACAUAGUACCUAACAAUGUUUGACAAUUGCAAAUAACAUGCAAGGUUGACUGCCUUCUGCGUUCUUUUUUGUAAAUCUGCACCCCAUCGGAAUCGCAUUACGUACGAGGCUAGAGGUAAUCUAGUUGCGUCUGGUAAUGAAUCAAAUUGGCUCCGCGAUCGACUAGAACAGGUAUUUGGAGUUUAUUUUACCCUGAUAGGGAGUUCACCUCUUGGUUUUGUCUCCACACCGGGUCCAGGUCAUGGAGUGGAGGAGAGUGCGGUAGAUUCUGCGCAAUCUCACUAUCAGUAUAAAUUAAUUUAUGCGCAUGUUACCGUGCCUGUUUCACCUUGGUGCGUAGCACACGGUGGUGGACACCGUCGGAAUCGACGGUCGAACUGUCGACGUGAACUGCUAAACCGUUCUGUCCAAGGCGCCAUAUCCAAGGCUAACGGAGCUGUCCAGUUUGCGUUUCCUGAUAAAAAAACAAAAACCUGGUCACCAGGCCCUCGAUAAGUGCAGGCACUGGCUUGUGCUAUAGAGCCGAGGGCGUGUUGACUUGUUGUCCCGCAAAAAGUGUUUGCUAGUCGAAGCCAGUUUUCGACGAGAUGACUACUGCCACUCGUAAACGUCGACUGACCAGCUUCUGGAUCGCCUUAAACGUUUUCACACCUAAAAGUAUUGAAAAGGGGAAAAUGGUUGAUCAUUCUCACCGCAUUUCUGGUGUUCGUCUGUUUGUUCUGCUAUUAUCGGCGACGUCUAAAAUGCACUCUUCAUAAGGAAACUAUAUGUAGCUGUGCCCAGUCUAUUAGGAUCGAUGACUUGCUAUUGUGGUAGGUGGUACGCGGCUUUGGCCAAGUCAGUCGCGGUUAGUCCUGCCUCAACUUUUCACCCUCUCCCUUUUCCGCCAGGUAAUUGUCGCCACAGUGGCCUUCGGAAUGGGCAUAGACAAGCCGGAUGUGCGAUUUGUUUUCCACUUGUCGGCCAGCAAGAGUCUGGAGAACUACUACCAGGAGUCUGGUCGUGCAGGACGUGAUGAACGUCCAAGCAGUGUCGUCCUCUUCUGGCGUUUGGGCGACUUCUUUCGACUCGCCAGUAUGGUUGUUGCGGAACGUACAGGCGUGGCCAAACUGCUUGCCAUGUUGGGCUACAGCCUGGAGGCCAGUCAAUGUCGUCGCCAACUUUUGGCUGCAGGACUUGGGGACCGGACUUGGAGCGCCUCCGACUGCCGUGCUGCCUGUGAUAUCUGCAGGACUGCAAGCACCCGCAAAGGUUACCUAUCAUCUCUUAUCUGAAAUGGCCCCCCCCCACAGUCAAUUUCACAUGACAGGCCUGUUUUGCGCUCCUCGCUGUUGACUUUGGGUAUCUGCAGUGCAUCUGACAAAACCAUAUGGGCAUGUUUUUGUCCUAUAGUGUGCGUCCGAUGAAUUGGCGACAUGCUUCCACAUCGAGGUCAGCAUCCGAGUUCAGAAAGUUGAUCCUGUCUUUGUAGUCUGCGGCAGGGCCAGCCAAAACGCACGGACCAUAACCUCCCCCGGUUGUCCAAAAUCUGGGUCACUUGUGACUCGCUUAGUGGUGCUUACGUAGGCCAUGGAAGUGACGCGUGGAUUCGAAAGCGGACCUCCCUUUCCACUCCGUCGGUGCACCAGUUUGUGGUUCCAAUAUUCUGCCAAUCGGCGGUGGGUGGAGGCUAGUUAGAUGGUGAACAAAGUCUACCAUGCGGACAGGUAAUUUGUUAGAACAGUGUCCAAUCUCACAUCUGAAUGGUCCACGAUUGCUUAUCUUUUAAACACGAGGACUUUCAUAUUUGAGUAAGAAAGAAGACGACUGGUUGAGCACAGGAGCCAUUUGUUUAUAUUUUCUGAGCUCUCGAACUCGCGCGGAAGUCCAUCGUCAGAACUAAAAGUGUCAACAGAAAAACCGACAGUUAUGGGAGGUAUCGACAAGGCAAACACCAGUGACACAGGUCUGGAGGUGACUGCAUAGUGCUCUGUACGCCUGCGCCAGGUCGAUACAUCGACCGACUGAGUUUCCCUCCGAGGCCCAGGCAUCAAUCAGUUUAUCGGCUUGUCUUGUUUCCGAUGUGGGCGACUAGCUUAUUGACUACGGAGUUAAACCCGUUAAAUCCGUUUUUAAAGCGCGGGCAGCCAGUUGUGACAAUUUGUCACCCCCUCUCACAGCCAGCUUAUGUUCAUGUAUACGCGGACCGAUCCAUGCAAAUUCUCACGUUCGUACAUGGCCGUUUUCCGUAACGGCCAAAUGUAGUCCACAACGACGUCUCUGCGAUCGCUUUUUCGUCCAGCCCUAGGACUUGCUUAUUUUUCAUCUAACCAGUCCACUGUCUGCCACCUGCUGAUACGCCGGGUGCAGCUAGACCAACCGGCGGCAUUCGUCUUACUGCGUUUCCUGUUGUCUCUGGGGCGCCGGUCGAGGAUGAAACAGAUACACAUGUUACUGGACUGAGUAACGUGCUCAUAAUGUGCUGCGGAUACCUGGUGUCUCCGUUACCGGAUUCUCACCUUGCUUACAGUGCGCGACCGAUCUCCCGAAAUGUUGGACAAAAUUCUGGAAUGCGUUUCUUAUUAGGAAGGAUUACUUACGUGAGGUUGUUAUACUGAUUACCGUGCAGCCUAACCCUACAACAUUUCGGACUCGCCAGGAUGUCGGCUUUUGAAUGCACUUCUGUUCGACCUUCUCCAGAAGCCACACUCGGUAAAAAAUGACUACUUACGUAGCAUGCAUUUGUCCUAUUGAUUUUCGAUCGUCUUAUAAAUUCAAACAAAUUUUACAGAGAUCACGCACAAAAUAUGCUUUCUUUUGCUCAUUUGGUAGGAAAUCACAUUUUCUUCAUAUUUUAUGCCCGAAGAAAGUGUAUAUUUUAGUUUUCAAAAGGUUUCUGAUUAUGACAUUUUUAAGACCGUGCGAUGUCCAUGCAUGCAUGACCGCACAUGUCCGUUUACUAAUGCCCCUCAUGAAAUGUACAAUACAGUCCGGAUCCAUUGCAAAAUUUCAUGAACCCUAUAUGGUAUAUUCCUUACGCGGAAAGCGGGCACCUUGCAGACUGAAAUUACUAAACGCUGCUGCAAUGGCAGAUUAGGCUGGAAAUUAUUCGGGAAUCGGUAAACUUUUUUAAAACCAAAAUAUACACUUUCUUCGGGCAUAAAAUAUGAAGACAAUGCGAUUUCCUACCAAAUGAGCAAAAGAAAGCAUAUUUUGUGCACAUUCUCUAUAAAAUAUAUUUGAAUUUACAAGAUCAUCGAAAAUCAAUAGGAAAAUGCAUGUUGCCUAAGUAGUCAUUUUUUUUACCGAGUGUGGUUUCUGCAAGUAAAAAAGAAGUGCAUUCAAAGGCCGACACCCCGUUGAGUCCGAAAUGUUAUAGGAUUAUAAAUAAAUAAAUAAUUUUUUAUUAAAGACCCGUCGGGGUCCCAUCAAAGCAAGUUAAAAUAAAUUUACAUGUGAGUUUUAGACGAGGUAGGCUGAAUCUUUACAAAAUGCAAUUCAUAGUUUCUGAAUUAGUAGUCCAUUGAGAAACAUGAUGAUUGAGGGGUGAAAAAACUCCUUACAAAAAGUUAAAAAUGAUUGGAUUAAUUUUACAGAAAAAAACCCUCAGAAAAAAUCAAUAUAACAACCCCACGUAUGUAAUCCUUCCUAAUCAGAAACGCAGUCCAGAAUUUUGGCCGGCAUUUCAUGAGAUCGGUCACUCACUGUAUCUCCUCUUGAACAUUUUGCCGAAUGUGAUGUCUGACUGAAACCGGUGAUACUCCUGCCUCCCACUCCGUGUACGUUUUUUGUUUUUGACCCUUUUAUGAUUCCGAGUCUGUCCGUCAGUUACAGAGGGCGGCAAGGCGACUGACUCCUAUGCGAUUGGUGUUACGUCGAUCCCCUCUAAACACCUUCCGCGAUAAAUACUCAAGUUCACUAGACGCAGACCCGAGUUCGGUCAAAAAAGCGAAUAGGCUAUAUGUCAAGUUCGUACACGGUUGACGUGCAAUUGACGUGCGGAACAAUCAUUAGGUAUUUAAUUCUGGAUACGAUGCCGGCUUUUGAAUGAAUUUCUUUUUCAAUCAUCUGCGAAAACUGCACUCGACCCAAAAUGACUGCCUAAGUAGUAUGCAUUCUUCUCUUAAAUAGACAUUGGAGACUAUUUUCAAGCAGUUAGAGUGAGCCCUAUUUAUACUGGACACUUCCGGACGAUGGAUGCUGGGCUAUCUUUUUAACGUUCGGGCCAUGUCUAAAAUUCCUAUCGAAGAUUGUCAUACCGAAACCUUGUAUACUACUAAGUUGGCCCAUUGGCUGGCCUCACGCCUACCUCAGAGGCUUUAUCGCAUCCGGGCGAGGUCGCCCGUAGCGGGUUGGCUCACUGCUCAAUUUUCCCAUCACACUGCUCGGCAGACAGAGACUUUGACACCGCGCAUCAGAAGCUGUCGACUAGCUGAAGAGCUUAACUGUCUGGAGACCGGGAAGGCUGACAUUGUCUCCCUUAUUUUCAAUGACCUUGUUAUCAGACUCGCCCUGGCUGCAUCUGUGCCAACCCGGGUGUCAGCAUGUGACUUGUUUGAUCUCUGUUCAGCAACACCGGCGCGAAGUCAAUCUCGCUGGCUUUGGUGACAGGACGUCGUGACCAUCCACAGGUCAGAAACCGAGAACAUCCACGCCGUUUACGAAUGUUUGUUUGUACAGUCGCCUUAGUAAACCGAUGAGCCACAGUCGCGAUUGUGCGCCCGAUGAUACCACCUGACUGCAGAAAUGUAAUAUACCUUUGUUAAAAAAGUACAUAUCUCAUUUCAUACCGGGUUUGCCAUCGUCAUUUCGAUUUACAAAAUUUAUACUCAAGGCUUCAACCUCCUUUUGACGAUUUCCCCUGCAGCUGCUGUCGUCAAUGCCGUGGACCUACUGGGGUGCGUGGAUGCAAUUCUAACGAACCAACAACAACGUCUCACCGGUGCCAAAGUAGUCAACCUAUUGGCCAAGGAGAAGCUGGUUGGCGCGUUGCUGGACAAGGUAGGCGCGGUCGUCUCACGCACCACCUGCCUUCGCUUUGCGGAAUACUUUGUGGCAUGGUGCCUGCUGCAGUCUUAUCUUCGAAUGGACUAUCAUUUCACGCCUUAUUCCACAGUCAUCUACCUUUCCGCGACACAGCGCACUACGCAGCUCCAGAAACUCCCCAUACCUCCCUGGGUGUUGAGUGCCCAACCAGAAGAGGACUCUGAUGCUUCCUCCUCCCCCACCCCGUCCGCCUCCCCCUCCUCUUCUGUCGUUAUCCUCGAUAAAAGGGCCAGAAAGCGAUUGGCUGAGAGCCCUGUAGAUGAAGUGACGCAGAUUGAUUCAGAUUAA
Spirometra erinaceieuropaei is the source of this 26824-nucleotide messenger RNA. NCBI's taxonomy places the organism in Eukaryota, Metazoa, Platyhelminthes, Cestoda, Diphyllobothriidea, Diphyllobothriidae. The record is from the annotation of a GenBank genome assembly.